UAUAUUAAAAAAAAAAAAACAUUGGAUCUUAUCUAUUCCUAUAUUACAAAAGAAAAUAAAUUCCAUAUUAUCACAGUGUUUUAACCAAAGCGUUGUGCUACCAAUCAUUUUGAAGGAGCACAUUGACGUCGACGUAUGCACUAGUAUCCGCAGAGUUUGACGGUCGACACGCGCCGAUUGUUGUUUAUGCAGGAAGUCAUUUGCAUUUGCUCUGCCUUUACUAUGAUGACGCUUUUGUAAUGAUGCGGAAUGUGGAAUUUGUGCUGGUCGCACCCAUUUGACGUCCAAUUGGGGCCAACGCGGUAGCGUUUGAUGCCCGAAGACGACCCGGACCUGCGCUCCGCUCCGCUCCGCUAGGUGGCGGCGAUGCGCCUGAAGGCUUGAAGGAGGAAGCGCGACGAGCGACUCUCGCACACUCAGCUCAGCGGCACGUCGACAGCCGACAAGCCGACAAGCGAGACACUCGCCGGCAAAAAGUCCGCUUCGUCCGUUGGUUCUUCGCAGAUGGCGGACGAGAGCACGCGCGCGGCGGUGUCUCAGAUCCCGCUGCUCAAGACGCACGCUGGCCCGCGGGAGCGCGCGCUGUGGCCGCAGCGCCUCAAGGAGGAGUACCAGGCCCUCAUCCGCUUCGUGGAGAACAACAAGGCGGCCGACAACGACUGGUUCCGGCUCGAGUCCAACGCGGACGGCACGCGCUGGACCGGCACGUGCUGGUUCGUGCACGAGCUGCUGCGCUACGACUUCCGCCUGGAGUUCGACAUCCCCGUCACGUACCCGGACACGGCGCCGGAAGUGGCGCUGCCGGAGCUGGACGGCAAGACGGCCAAGAUGUACCGCGGCGGCAAGAUCUGCCUGACGGACCACUUCGCGCCGCUGUGGGCCCGCAACGCGCCGCGCUUCGGGCUGGCCCACCUGGUGGCGCUCGGACUCGGGCCGUGGCUCGCCGUCGAGGUCCCGGACCUGAUCGCCAAGGGGCUCGUGGUGCACAAGGAGCGGCCGCCGAAGUGACGUCACAAUUCCUACCUGGCGUCAUCGAAUAAAACCAGCAACUGCA
Molecule: messenger RNA, 1054 nt
Organism: Phyllopteryx taeniolatus (common seadragon)
Lineage: Eukaryota; Metazoa; Chordata; Actinopteri; Syngnathiformes; Syngnathidae
Gene: ufc1
Product: ubiquitin-fold modifier conjugating enzyme 1
Exons: 1
Coding region: 505-1008 (167 amino acids)
Biological process (GO): protein K69-linked ufmylation
Cellular component (GO): cytoplasm
Molecular function (GO): UFM1 conjugating enzyme activity
Source: RefSeq, a predicted model, not a curated record